Messenger RNA from Apodemus sylvaticus (European woodmouse), 600 nucleotides. Its product is annotated as keratin-associated protein 13-1-like. The record is from RefSeq and is a predicted model, not a curated record. NCBI's taxonomy places the organism in Eukaryota, Metazoa, Chordata, Mammalia, Rodentia, Muridae. The transcript has a single exon. The coding region runs from base 1 to 600 and encodes 199 amino acids.
AUGACCUGCGACUGCUGCUCUAGAAAUGUUCCUCCCUCCCUUAGGUGCUGCUGCCCACCUCAGGAACCUGCUGUGGCUCUUCCUGCCCCAGCUAUCUGGUCUACAGCACUACCAGCUGCUGCUCCCAGUACCUGCCAGCUGGACUCUUCCCUGCACAGUGGCUGUCAGGAGACCUGCAUUGAGCCCGUCAGCUGCUCUCCCAGCACCUGCCAGCUCGGAUCCUCUCUCAACAGUGGCUGCCAGGAGACCUGCAUGGAGCCCACCAGCUGCCAGACUUCCUGUGUGGUGCCCAGCCCCUGCCAGAUUCCCUGCUUCUACCCCAGGAGGUCCACACCCUUCAGUCCCUGCCAGGGGACAUAUGAUGGCUCUCUGGGCUUUGGGUCCAGCAACUACCAUUCCCUAGGCUACAGAUCUAGAAUCAUCUUCCCAGAGAAUUGUGGAUCCAGUGGCUUCAGAAACAUGAAUUAUGAAGUCCCUGUUUUCCCUUCUUUGGGUUGUGCAGCCACACUCUGCUUUCCGAUCUACAUGCUUUUCAAUAGCAACCAACCUUCACUUUGUGUCCCAACCUGUGAUCCAUGUCUCUCUGUAAUCAGCUGUUAA